CCCUUUCCCUUUCCCACUCCCACUCCCACUCCCACUCCCACUCCCUUGUCGUCCACUUGCCUGCUCUGGAUCUCGAGCUGUUGACUGUCUCCUCUCAGGACCCGUCCGCCAGACCCACAAUCCCACGCGCUGAGAACAAGAUGGAGGAGAGCAGUAGCUGCUGUAGAACAAUGUUUGGGGUUUAAAGAUUCAAAGAAACGAACGAAAAAAAACCAACAACAACAGCAACGCGUAGCCAGUGGCGGCCAUGCACAGAAUAGCAGAGCUGGAGUCGAGUCACUGGUCUUCGAGUCCAAGUCAAAUUAAAUUCUCUGUUGGCUCCAGUUAGGUUUUUGCCUCCCAUCAUGAGUAUUAUUCAAGACAAACUUGGCAACGAGUUCCUUCGGAACGGCAUCAUGGAGCCUAACUUCCCACCCAGUAUGAUAAUGUUCAGCCACCUGCCGCCAGUGACCAGCUUCACCCGCAUCGCUGCCCAGUCUGUCAUGCAAGACAUGACUCAGGAGAUGGUCCUCAAGAAAGAGCGCUACUCCCCCAUCGAGAAGACACAUGGAGACUUCAUCCACACAAUGGGCAUCAAGCAGGAGAAGAUGACUGAUCAUGACUACAGAGUACCGAUGUAUGGGAGCUCUGGGAAGAAUUCUGAUCUUGAAAUGUCUCUUGGAAACCAAAAUAUGUUAAUACAGGAUCUGAGCAUGAAUAGAGAUCUAUCCGGUAGAUUAGGUAAAGAAUCAAAAGAGUAUUCUGGAAAGAAGACAAGGAGAUCUAACCCAGACUCCCAGGACACAAAACCCAGGAGAAAACGUGGGGAUUCUUCAAAGUCUACAAUGAUGGAUGGAGAUGGUGGGAGCCUUUCUCCAAGUUCGAAACCUCACGUCUGUGAGCAUUGUAGCGCUGCAUUUCGAAGCUCCUAUCACUUACGCAGGCAUGUGCUCAUCCAUACAGGAGAGCGGCCUUUCAGGUGCAGCCAGUGUAAUAUGAGUUUCAUCCAGAAGUACUUGCUACAAAGGCAUGAAAAGAUUCAUAGCGGAGAGAAGCCGUUCUGCUGUGAUCAGUGUAAUAUGAGGUUCAUCCAGAAAUAUCAUAUGGAGAGGCACAAGAGGACACACAGUGGAGAAAAGCCAUACAAAUGUGACACCUGCCAACAGUAUUUUUCAAGGACAGAUCGACUGUUAAAGCACAAACGAACCUGCGGAGAAGCCAUGAAAAAAGGAAUAGAGCCUGGGCUGUCGGAUCAGAGCAGCGGAGUAAUUGGACACAGCAGCUAUGAAAUCUCUCAGGGAAACACAAGUGCUUCCGGACGCAAAAAGGGUAAAUCAAAAAACACUUCCAGUGAACGUAAAAAGAAGAAAAUAAUUGAAACACAGAUGUCAAGCAACCUUAACAUGCAGGACUAUGCGGUUGAAAUUCCUGUUGUGUCUUCAAGUAACAGUCUGGCAGGCACUAGUAUGCAUGACCUGCAUGCACGGGCACCUAAAUUAGUCUUCAAAAAGGUCAAUAGGAAAAGCUUGGAUAAGAACGAACUGCCUUUGGGGGCUACUGAAGCUGACCUAUUAGGUCAGAAGGUGCUGUCUGAAAAGCAGGGCUCUUUAGACUUGGACAACAGCACAGGGCUAGACGGAAUGGGCCUCCUUCAAAGUUCUGCUUCCAAACAAGGCCAGACCAGCAGCAACUAUGAUGAUGCCAUGCAGUUUUUAAAGAAACGGAGGUACCUACAGGCUGCAAAUAAUAGCGGGGACUAUGGUGUAAAUGUAGGGCACAUGGCCUCUCAGCAGACAGUUAUUCAAGGUGUUGUGACCAGUGUUAUGGACAAUGAAGCCUCUCUCAAUCUUCUUGACACCUCUCCCAUGAAUGUUGACAUAAAACCUUGCCAUGACAAGUCUGGAAUACCCGAUGAAGUGUUGCAAAGUCUUCUUGACCACUAUUCCCAAAAAUCUGAUGGCCAGCAUGAGGUUCCUUUUGAUAUAACUGAUCAGCACGUGGAUAUGCACUCCUCUGGGAACAACCCUGAGAUUGGCCAGGAGGAGAAUGUGUGCUCAGAUUCCCCGUCCUCGUCGGGAGACAAAGCCGUCAUCAUGCACGAAUAUUCUAAAUUCCUCCUCCAAGCUUUAGAACGAACAAGCCACAGCAGUACCUUCCCUUUAGGGUCUGGAGGACCUUUCACCAAUCUGUCAUCCACCCACCCCAGCAAUACCUUGUUUUCUGACAAGAACGUGUACACUACACCCCCUCUCGAAUGCGGCUUCAGCCAAUCCGUUACCUCAGUAUUACCUGCCCCAUUGCCAAAGUCCCAUUUUGGAAUGCUGGUUGGAUCUUCCCAGCCCAGCUUCCACUUGAGCAGCAUGGAGACGACCCAUCAACAGCUGACCCCUUCACAGGAGCUCACAGACCAGAUCGAACAGCAGCAGAAGAACCUUGAACCCUCAUCGAACUACCCGAUCACGCCUCAGGAGCCGAGUGUCCAGAAAGAUCAAUCAAAAAACACUCCGUCCAGCUACCAGAUAUCUUCUCAGGAGCUGUCUACCCACGUUGAGUCCUCCAAAAGCGUAGACCUGCGAGCGCCGUAUCAGAUUGAGAACUUUGCUCAGGCUUUUGGUUCUCAGUUCAAGUCAGGUAGCAGAGUGCCGUCAGCCUUUAACAGUAACUCUAGUGGAGAAGUUGACCAUAGAAUAAGGACUUCAGUGACAGAAUUCUCAGGGUACACUAGUUUGUUGUCUGAUGUUAAUGAGCCAGUUAGUACAAGAGCAAAGACCACAACAAGCCAAAGUUACAGGUAAGGUCCUAGGAGUGACCUAGUUGGAGGUUUUUGAUUUAUGAUUAUUUUUAAUUACACUGCCAUUAUAAUGUUUCUACAAAGUCUUACCAGGAAUGGUAUAUGUGACGUCCUUCCAAUGCAUUAUUUUUUUCAUAUUCAGUCAUUAUUAGUGUAAUAAUGUUAGUUCAGAUCGUAUAAUUAAUUUUAAGCAAAAUAGGCUAGCUGAAUACUGGCUUAAUUUUUUAAUGAACCUAUGUGUUUUAGCAAUCAACUUUACAAUUGUAAAAAAAAAAAAAAAAAAAGUGACAGGGAAUAGCCCAGAUUUAAAAUAGCAAAAAAAAACUGUUACAAGGAUAUUAAGUAUUACUCAGGAAAUAAAGACAAAUGUAAUGAGGGAUAUUCUUUGGGACAUACAGCAUGCGCACACAGAGGUGCAAGUUUGUGACUAUGUAAAAGGAGCUUUUUUAUUCAAUAAAAAUACUGUAACUACUGCCCA
Molecule: messenger RNA, 3248 nt
Organism: Acipenser ruthenus (sterlet)
Lineage: Eukaryota; Metazoa; Chordata; Actinopteri; Acipenseriformes; Acipenseridae
Product: zinc finger protein 281-like
Exons: 8
Coding region: 345-2774 (809 amino acids)
Biological process (GO): regulation of transcription by RNA polymerase II
Molecular function (GO): DNA-binding transcription factor activity, RNA polymerase II-specific; RNA polymerase II cis-regulatory region sequence-specific DNA binding
Source: RefSeq, a predicted model, not a curated record